This is a messenger RNA of Triticum urartu, 6261 nucleotides long. RefSeq names its product glucan synthase-like 10 (gene GSL10). Gene Ontology annotation, biological process: (1->3)-beta-D-glucan biosynthetic process. Gene Ontology annotation, molecular function: 1,3-beta-D-glucan synthase activity. NCBI's taxonomy places the organism in Eukaryota, Viridiplantae, Streptophyta, Magnoliopsida, Poales, Poaceae. Gene Ontology annotation, cellular component: 1,3-beta-D-glucan synthase complex; plasma membrane. The record is from RefSeq and is a predicted model, not a curated record.
AGAUCGCAUCCUCCAGUCCAAACCAAAAGGUCUCGCCAGAAAGCCGAGAGAGGUUUUGAGAUUUUUCCUUGCCGCAUUUCCUCUCCUCCCCCUUUCCCCCUCCCCUUUCCUUCCACCCCACGCCCGCCCCCGCCCCCGCCCCAGCUCGAGCGCGCACGCGCACGCGCAAACCCUAGCCUCCGGUCGCCCCCCCUCUCUCGCCAGCUCGGCGCGCCGGCAGCUCGGGCGUUCAUGCGGGGCGGCCUCUGAGAGCGAGCGAGCGCGCGCGCAGAUCCAGCAGGCGCCCCGGCGAGAUGGCGAGGGCGGAGGCCAACUGGGAGCGCCUGGUGCGGGCGGCGCUCCGCGGGGACCGGAUGGGCGGCGUCUACGGGGUCCCCGCCAGCGGCAUCGCCGGGAACGUCCCCUCCUCGCUCGGCAACAACACCCACAUCGACGAGGUGCUCCGCGCCGCCGACGAGAUCCAGGACGAGGACCCCACCGUCGCCAGGAUUCUGUGUGAGCACGCAUAUGCCCUCGCCCAAAAUCUGGAUCCAAAUAGCGAAGGGAGAGGUGUGCUUCAGUUCAAGACCGGUUUAAUGUCAGUAAUCCGGCAAAAACUAGCUAAGAGGGAAGGUGGUGCUAUAGACCGAAGUCAGGAUAUAGCUAAACUGCAAGAAUUUUAUAAGCUCUACAGAGAAAGACAUAAAGUUGACGAGUUGUGUGACGACGAAAUGAAGCUGAGGGAAUCUGGUGUGUUCAGCGGUAACCUUGGAGAGCUGGAGCGCAAAACACUGAAGCGCAAAAAAGUACUUGCAACUCUCAAGGUCUUAUGGUCAGUAAUAGAGGAUAUAACAAAGGAAAUUUCCCCUGAGGAUGCAGCAAAUUUGAUUUCUGAAGAGAUGAAAAAAGUCAUGCAAAAGGAUGCGGCAAGGACAGAGGAUGUUGUGGCGUAUAAUAUCAUUCCUCUAGAUUCCUUGUCUACAACUAACCUAAUUGUCACUUUUCCAGAGGUGAGGGCAGCAAUAUCAUCUUUGCAGUACCAUAGGGAUCUGCCCAGGCUUCCGAAUACCAUUUCAGUUCCUGAUGCUAGGAAUUCUGAUAUGCUGGACCUUUUGCACUGCGUGUUUGGUUUUCAGAAAGACAAUGUGAGCAAUCAACGGGAGCACAUUGUUCACCUGUUGGCAAAUGAGCAGUCUCGAUUAGGCAAACUAUCAGGGAGUGAACCGAAAAUUGACGAGGGUGCUGUACAUGUUGUGUUUUCCAAGUCCCUGGAUAACUACAUAAAAUGGUGCAACUAUUUACCACUACGCCCUGUCUGGAAUAACAUUGAAUCAUUGACCAAAGAAAAGAAGUUGCUAUAUGUUUGUUUAUACUACUUGAUCUGGGGAGAGGCUGCCAACGUACGAUUUCUUCCAGAAGGCUUAUGCUACAUAUUUCAUCAUCUAGCAAGAGAACUAGAGGUGAUUAUGCAGAAACAGACUGCUGAGCCAGCUGGAAGCUGCAUUUCUAAUGAUGGCGUAUCAUUUCUUGACCAAGUCAUUUAUCCUCUAUAUGAAAUCGUUGCAGCUGAAGCAGGCAACAAUGACAAUGGGCGGGCAGCACAUUCUGCAUGGAGAAACUACGAUGAUUUCAAUGAGUUCUUCUGGUCUGAGAAAUGUUUUCAGCUGGGUUGGCCGUGGAAACUGAGUAACCCAUUCUUCUCAAAGCCUAAUAGGAAAGAGCAGGGCUUGAUAAGUAGGAAUCAUCAUUACGGAAAGACAUCUUUCGUGGAGCACAGAACUUUUCUGCAUCUUUACCAUAGCUUUCACCGCCUCUGGAUGUUCCUACUAUUGAUGUUUCAGGGACUUACUAUCAUUGCUUUUAACAAUGGCAAUUUUGACACAAAUACUGUAUUGGAACUUCUUAGCCUUGGCCCAACUUAUAUCAUAAUGGAAUUUAUUGAGAGUGUAUUGGACAUUCUAAUGAUGUAUGGCGCCUAUUCAACAUCUCGUGGUUCUGCAAUUACUAGAGUGAUCUGGCGAUUCUGUUGGUUUACUGCGUCUUCACUGGUCAUCUGUUACCUAUAUAUCAAGGCACUUCAAGAUGGGGUGCAAUCUGCACCUUUUAAGAUUUAUGUUGUUGUAAUCAGCGCGUAUGCGGGUUUCCAGAUAAUCAUCAGCCUACUCAUGAGUGUUCCCUGCUGCCAUGGUUUUACCAAUGCUUGCUACAGCUGGUCUUUUGUACGCCUUGCCAAGUGGAUGCAUCAGGAACACAAUUAUGUUGGAAGAGGCUUGCAUGAAAGGCCUCUAGAUUAUAUGAAAUAUGUCGCUUUCUGGCUUGUUAUUUUUGCUGCGAAAUUUUCAUUCACCUAUUUCCUCCAGAUCAAACCUCUUGUAAAACCAACAAGACUGAUAAUCAGUUUCAAAGGCUUACAGUAUCAAUGGCAUGACUUUGUCUCAAAGAAUAACCAUAAUGCGAUUACAAUCCUUGCUUUAUGGGCUCCAGUGGCCACAAUUUAUCUUUUGGACAUCCAUGUUUUUUACACUAUCAUGUCUGCUAUUGUUGGAUUCCUCCUUGGUGCACGUGAUCGCCUGGGAGAGAUUAGAUCUGUUGAAGCAGUUCACAGGUUCUUUGAGAAGUUCCCUGAAGUAUUCAUGGAUAAACUUCAUGUUGCUGUUCCAAAAAGGAAACAACUGCUAUCAUCUGGUCAGCAAGCAGAGCUAAACAAGCUUGAUGCAUCUAGAUUCGCUCCUUUCUGGAAUGAAAUUGUGAAGAAUUUGCGGGAAGAGGACUACAUUAGUAACACUGAACUGGAUUUACUCUUGAUGCCCAAGAAUAUAGGCGGUCUUCCAAUUGUGCAGUGGCCACUUUUUUUGCUUGCCAGCAAGGUUUUCUUGGCCAAAGAUAUUGCAGUUGAUUGCAACGACCCACAAGAUGAACUCUGGCUAAGGAUCUCAAAGGACGAAUAUAUGCAAUAUGCUGUCGAGGAGUGCUUUCAUAGCAUCAAGUAUAUCCUGUCAUCUAUUCUAGAUAAAGAAGGCCAUCUCUGGGUGCAAAGGAUUUUUGAUGGUAUUCAAGAAAGCAUUUCAAAGAACAACAUCCAGAGUGAUAUUCAUUUCAGCAAAUUGCCUAAUGUCAUUGCCAAGCUUGUUGCUGUAGCGGGAAUACUGAAAGAAACGGAAUCCGCUGAUAUGAAGAAGGGGGCAGUUAAUGCGAUUCAAGAUCUAUAUGAAGUUGUUCAUCACGAAGUGCUUUUUGUUGAUUUGAGUGGUAACAUUGACGAUUGGAGUCAGAUAAAUAGAGCAAGAGCCGAAGGCCGCCUCUUCAACAAUCUCAAGUGGCCAAAUGAACCUGGAUUGAAGGACAUGAUCAAACGAUUGCAUUCACUUCUGACCAUCAAGGAAUCAGCUGCAAACGUUCCUAAAAACCUGGAAGCCAGCCGGAGACUGCAGUUCUUCACAAACUCCCUGUUCAUGCAAAUGCCUCUUGCAAGGCCUGUUUCAGAAAUGCUUUCCUUUAGCGUAUUUACUCCAUAUUACUCUGAGACUGUGCUUUAUAGCAUCGCUGAACUCCAAAAGAAAAAUGAAGAUGGUAUAUCUACACUGUUUUAUCUUCAGAAGAUUUAUCCAGAUGAAUGGAAGAACUUCCUUACUCGCAUCAACAGGGAUGAAAAUGCAGCAGACACCGAACUUUUUAGCAGUGCGAAUGACAUAUUAGAACUUCGGCUAUGGGCAUCUUACCGCGGGCAAACAUUAGCGCGAACAGUUCGUGGAAUGAUGUACUACAGGAAGGCCCUUAUGUUGCAAAGUUAUUUGGAGAGAAUGCAUUCUGAAGACCUCGAAUCUGCAUUUGAUAUGGCUGGUCUGGCUGACACACAUUUUGAGUACUCCCCUGAAGCUCGCGCACAGGCUGAUUUGAAAUUUACGUAUGUGGUUACCUGCCAAAUAUAUGGAGUGCAGAAAGGAGAAGGGAAACCAGAAGCUGCAGAUAUAGCCCUUCUGAUGCAAAGAAAUGAAGCUCUCAGAAUUGCUUACAUUGAUGUUGUUGAGAGCGUUAAGAAUGGAAAGCCUAGCACUGAGUAUUACUCAAAGCUUGUUAAAGCUGACAUCCAUGGAAAGGACAAGGAAAUUUAUUCUGUUAAAUUGCCCGGCAAUCCAAAGCUUGGGGAGGGUAAACCCGAAAAUCAAAACCAUGCUGUAAUAUUCACUCGCGGAAAUGCCGUACAAACCAUUGAUAUGAAUCAGGACAACUAUUUCGAGGAGGCACUCAAAAUGAGAAAUCUGCUUGAGGAAUUCUCUCAAAAUCAUGGCAAGUUCAGGCCUUCAAUUCUUGGUGUUAGAGAACAUGUCUUCACCGGAAGUGUUUCCUCCCUCGCUUCGUUUAUGUCAAAUCAAGAAACUAGUUUUGUGACAUUAGGACAGCGUGUUCUUUCUAAUCCACUGAAAGUGAGAAUGCAUUAUGGUCACCCAGACGUGUUUGAUAGAAUAUUUCAUAUUACGAGGGGUGGCAUAAGUAAGGCGUCCCGUAUCAUCAAUAUCAGCGAGGAUAUAUUUGCAGGGUUUAACUCUACUCUACGUCAAGGGAACAUAACUCACCAUGAGUAUAUCCAGGUUGGUAAAGGAAGAGAUGUUGGGCUUAAUCAGAUCGCACUAUUUGAAGGAAAAGUUGCGGGAGGAAACGGCGAACAAGUUCUUAGCAGAGAUAUAUACAGACUUGGGCAGCUUUUUGAUUUUUUCAGGAUGUUAUCCUUCUAUGUGACUACUGUUGGGUUUUACUUCUGUACUAUGCUAACUGUACUGACAGUGUACAUAUUUCUCUAUGGUAAAACUUAUCUGGCUUUAUCUGGUGUUGGAGAAUCAAUUCAAAAUAGGGCGGAUAUACAGGGAAAUAAAGCAUUGAGCGUGGCUCUGAACACCCAGUUUCUUUUCCAGAUUGGUGUGUUUACUGCAAUUCCUAUGAUUCUAGGUUUCAUCCUGGAAGAAGGUGUCCUGACGGCUUUUGUUAGCUUCAUUACUAUGCAGUUCCAACUAUGCUCCAUAUUUUUCACGUUCUCUCUUGGAACAAGGACUCACUAUUUUGGUCGCACAAUACUGCAUGGAGGUGCAAAGUAUAGAGCAACUGGUAGGGGUUUUGUGGUACGGCAUAUUAAGUUUGCUGAGAAUUACCGUCUUUAUUCCCGAAGCCAUUUUGUGAAAGGGCUGGAGGUUGCACUUCUGUUGGUUAUCUUUUUAGCUUAUGGUUUUAACAACAGUGGAGCAAUUGGCUAUAUCUUACUUUCCAUAAGUAGCUGGUUUAUGGCUCUUUCUUGGCUUUUUGCUCCAUAUGUAUUCAACCCUUCUGGAUUUGAAUGGCAAAAGGUCGUCGAGGAUUUCAGAGACUGGACAAACUGGCUUUUUUACCGAGGUGGUAUUGGGGUUAAAGGAGAAGAAAGCUGGGAAGCUUGGUGGGAUGAAGAACUGGCACAUAUUCACACCUUCCGCGGGAGGAUACUGGAAACUAUACUUAGUUUAAGAUUUUUUAUUUUCCAGUAUGGAGUUGUUUACCACAUGCAUGCAGGCAAAGAAAGUACAUCAUUAUCGGUAUAUUGGGUUUCAUGGGCAGUGCUUGGAGGGCUUUUUGUCCUCCUAAUGGUAUUUAGUUUAAACCCCAAGGCCAUGGUUCAUUUUCAGUUGCUCCUGCGUCUGGUCAAAAGCAUUGCACUGUUAGUGGUUUUGGCAGGUUUGGUUGUGGCAAUUGCGAUGACACCCCUCACUGUUUUAGAUGUACUUGCUUCCAUCCUAGCAUAUGUGCCUACUGGAUGGGGAAUUCUUUCGAUUGCUGUGGCAUGGAAACCAAUUGUGAAGAGAUUUGGUUUGUGGAAAAUAGUGCGCUCGCUGGCUCGUCUGUAUGAUGCUGGCAUGGGAAUGAUCAUUUUUGUGCCCAUAGCCAUCUGCUCCUGGUUUCCCUUCAUCUCCACCUUCCAGACACGGCUACUGUUCAACCAGGCUUUCAGCAGAGGUUUGGAGAUUUCUCUCAUCCUGGCUGGCAACAAUCAGAAUGCAGGCAUAUGAUGGUGGCAUCAUCCAUUUUUUGAAUCCUCACCCAGAUCAUGCACCUUCGUAGUUAGUUGAUCCCCGGUUCUGAGUUAGCAGCAGAUGUAUAUAUCUCCGUGUUGACUGGCAGUUAUUUGCUAUGGCUGUAUAUGUAUAUCGCCUGCGACAUUUUUUGCACUCAUGAUAGUUAUAGGAGGUGGUGUUAUUGAAGGAGCGGGUGCUGAAUCAUUGUUAAAAUAGCUUGUUUACUUAUGUUAGUUUGUUUAGAUAA